Thlaspi arvense is the source of this 1660-nucleotide messenger RNA. The record is from the annotation of a GenBank genome assembly. NCBI's taxonomy places the organism in Eukaryota, Viridiplantae, Streptophyta, Magnoliopsida, Brassicales, Brassicaceae.
AUUUAAUCAAAUAUUUCAUAUCUUUCUCUUUUUGGUUAGGAUUUUUUUUUGGUAACGUUAUUAAAGGCUCCUUUGAAUUCAAUUAACGUGUAAGUGUAUAAAAGCAUGAACAAGGAUGAAAUGUAACAGCUCACGAUCAAAAUCAAAAAAAAAAAAAAAAAAAAAAAAAAAAUUGUAAAGCGGAUCUUUUGAGGAAUCAAUCAUAAAUGGCGAAGAAAGCGGUAUUGAUAGGAAUCAAUUACCCUGGAACCAAGGCGGAGCUACGGGGCUGCGUCAACGAUGUCCGUCGGAUGCACAAAUGCCUCGUCGAUCGGUUCGGAUUCUCCGAGAGAAACAUCACUGAGCUGAUCGAUACCGACGACUCUUCCACCAAACCCACCGGGAAAAACAUCAGACGGGCGUUGUUGGAUCUAGUCGAGUCGGCUGAAUCGGGCGAUGUUCUCGUCGUUCAUUACAGUGGACACGGGACGAGAUUGCCGGCAGAGACUGGGGAAGACGACGACACUGGUUACGAUGAGUGUAUUGUUCCUUGCGAUAUGAAUCUUAUCACCGAUGAUGAAUUCAGGGAACUUGUGGAGAAGGUGCCAAAAGACGCACGCAUUACAAUCAUCUCAGACUCUUGUCACAGUGGCGGUCUCAUCGACGAAGCCAAAGAGCAGAUAGGAGAGAGCACCAAGAAGAAGCCAAAGAAAGACACUGGAGGAUCCUCUGGGUUUGGAAUCAAAGGCCUCGUGCUUGAAGCUGUGGAAGAAGCCUUGGAAUCUCGAGGGAUCCACAUUCCUCACCACAAAGAUGGGAAUGAAGAAACCAAGAUUAAAGAGAUUGAACUAGAGAACGGGGAAAAAGUCCAUGUCGGAAACAAGUCUCUGCCUCUACAAACUCUAAUCGACAUCCUCAAACACGACACAGGCAACGACGACAUCCAAGUGGGGAAAAUCAGACCGACCCUUUUCAAUGUGUUUGGGGAAGACGCAUCGCCAAAGGUGAAGAAGUUCAUGAAAGUGAUUCUAACGAAGCUGAAACUAGGUCAAAGUGAAGGCGGGAUAUUGGGAAUGAUCGGGAAACUAGCUCAGGAGUUUCUUGAGCAAAAGCUGAACGAUGAUGAAGAGUAUGUGAAACCUGCGAUGCAGACGCAUGUCGGGAACAAGCAAGAGGUCUAUGCAGGUGCAAGCAAUGGAUCUCUCGCGGAUAACGGUAUUUUGAUAAGUGGUUGCCAAACUGAUCAAACUUCUGCUGACGCAAGUCCUCCGGGUAAACCUGAGAUGGCUUAUGGAGCAUUCACCAAUGCUGUACAGAUCAUUCUCGAGGAGACAAAGGGUAAGAUCACAUACAAAGAGCUUGUUUUGAAGACAAGAAAGCUUCUUAAGAAACAGGGCUUUACUCAACGACCAGGGCUCUACUGCAGCGAUAGCUAUGUGAAUGCUCCUUUUAUCUGUUAGAGGAUUUUAUUGUGUUCGUAGAAUCGUAGUUGCCUCAAAAGUAUUUGGAGUUCCGUGUUGAAUAAGUUAUGUGAUUUGUAUGUUCUUUUGCUGUUGUAACUUUUAUUGAAUUUCAAGUGUUCUUUGUCCAUCGCCAAGUGUUGGUUGUUUAUUGGCUCUGGUUUUAUCAAACCUUUUCCAGUUGUUGACUUGUUCACCUUUUGUUCGGAUACGUUACAAAA